Molecule: messenger RNA, 246 nt
Organism: Cladophialophora bantiana CBS 173.52
Lineage: Eukaryota; Fungi; Ascomycota; Eurotiomycetes; Chaetothyriales; Herpotrichiellaceae
Exons: 1
Coding region: 1-246 (81 amino acids)
Source: RefSeq, a predicted model, not a curated record
AUGGAACUUGCGACCGACCCAAACUUCGGCGGCGUAAUCACUAUCAUAGGCUUCCCGGAAAUACAUCAUGAAUUGGCCACUUAUAAGUCAAAGAUCGCCGUGAUACCCACAGGACAUGCCCGUGGUUUGGUAUUCGACGACUAUAAGGCGCCGGGGAUCUCGACCUUAAAAUUGUGGCCCUCGAGCAGCUUCCGUUUGCCAGACUUGUCGCCGCACACGGCCAAUCAGCCUACGCUCGCGGAAUGA